CUUACCUCAUUAACUACAGAUAUAAUACAGCUGAUGCAGGCCUCUUCCGUUUAGUUUUACAAACAAGCAUCUGACAACAGCGUAGAAAGUUCACGAGCAUACAUCCAAAAUGCCACGGCGGCAUUUAUUGAGUACAUACAGUCUUGUGACAUUGAUGUAUUUGAUAGGUUUGACAAGCGGAUCUGAGGUGAGUAACUCAUAUGGCGGACAAUCAUCCGCAGGUGUAGGCCGCGAGCGAUAUGCGUUCUUUGCCCUGCGCAGCUGCCAUCAAGUCCUCCGCGAUGACCACGGCGAGCUCUUCUCCCCUGAUUACCUGUGCUCUCACCCCCCCGUGUGGUGCAACUGGACCAUCCAGGUGCCUCCUGGGAAGCGUCUGGAGCUCUACCUGGAGGACUUGACUCCUGCGGAUGCCUGUCAGCAGAAGAGCGAUCAGAUCCACCUGGAUGAGUCUCCGGCGGCUGCAGGAGGGCAGAGGAUCCUGGAGAGGUGCUGGAGGAAGGCCAGGUACACCUCCGUGUCCAACACGGUUCAGGUGGUGCUGCUCAUCGACGGGGACCGCCGCGUCCCCUACAGGGGCUUCUACGGACGCUAUAAAGCUUUCAGAUCCCAUUCUGAUACCAUGUAUGAAGACGUGAUAGAAGCGGAAUUAAGAGAUGAUGAAGAUGAAACCAUUACAGAUUCUCCACCAGCUGUGGAGAGAGACAUCGCAGGAGUGAACACACAGACCUCUUCUGCUGGACUGACCAGCUCUGUGAAGUCUGGAUCCUCAGUGACCGGUGAAAAGAGCUCCAGGGAUUCAUCUCCUGGUUACAACAGUGAAGAUGUGCUUGAUGAUGAUGAUGAUGAUGCAUACUACGAUGAUCAUUUCUUGGCAGCGUCACAAGAAGAAGCUGGUGGGUGGGCCGCUGAGACCGAGCACAACCAACACACGAGUGGAGCGGCUCAAAUACGGCCCAGCUAUCAAGCGGCUUACGCAGGGGUCUCCGAGAUGACCCUCAGUGCACACACACGCAUGCCACUGGUCAAACCCGCCGCCCGCUCGCUGUCCGCCAUGCGCAGGAAUGUGGAUGCACACUCCUCUGGUCAAACCGAGCCUGAUGCUGGAGGAGUGAGGAGGGUAAAGCUGGGACAGCAGGGCGAUGAGGAAGGUGUUUCCACUGAGAGCAGCGUCACACUACCUCUAAUACAACGCAAAUCAAAAGAGGAAGCUCUCUACCAGCAAACCUCACGAAAUGUCACCCACGACAGGCAUUUUCCUGUGGAGCUCUUGUUCGAGGUGAGCGUCGAGAUCAAUCUGGAGCCUGAACAUCGUGAAGAAUCCUCUUCUCUCAGAUCUGCUCUGGAGACCAUGAUACGAGAAGUAUUUGGACGUCUCUCUCCAGAAAGCAUGGACUUCAAAAGAAUAAAAAAGCUGAGUUCAGGCGUGUUGUUCAUCGUGUGGCUGCAGUUUGAGAAGGUGACUGUAGACCAGCAGACACACGGGGAUCUUCAGUCCAGACUGCAGGGGCUUCAGGGCAGAAGCGUCAAAUCCCAAACCUCUGAAACACAGGGCGUCAUUGUAUCCAUCUCUAGUGAAGACAUCAAUGAGUGUGAGACGCAGUUGGUGGUGUGUGACGCUCACGCGGAGUGUGUGAAUCAGUUUGGAUCAUACUCCUGUCGCUGCAUCCAUGGUUAUCAUGAGGUUCCUCAUGGGCCGGGAGCCAGAGUUUGUGUGGCGUCUGCUGAACCUUACUGUAGUUGGACAUCAUCAUCUCCCAGAAUCCUCAGGGGCGUUUACGCCAGCAUCGGCCUGAUCACAUUGCUUAUCGUGCUGUUCCUGUUGGUGGCGUUUCUUCUGUAUCAUCGAUACUAUAGAGGCUCGUUCCUUCCUCGCUGUCAGAAAUCAAGUGCUAGGAGUGUCGUGGACGCCGCUGCCAGUCAUGGUGACAACAAUAACACAGGAAGUGAUGGUAGUGGUGCCAACCCCUCCAUAUUCCCCCCUCCACAUCCAUCCAUGAGGAUGGGCAAAGACGGCCUCCGCUCUCUGGACCUGCCUUUAUUAGGCUUCAGCUCUCUGAUGCCUCCUGAUGGAUUCAGGAGUAAAAUACCUGCAGAGAAACGCCAGUUCUGACUGUUUCACAGUGUUACUGUUGUCUGAGAGUACUGUCACUAAAUACACUGCACCUCACCGAGUGUGUCUUAUCUGUA
This is a messenger RNA of Carassius carassius (crucian carp), 2187 nucleotides long. RefSeq lists its product as uncharacterized. The record is from RefSeq and is a predicted model, not a curated record. NCBI's taxonomy places the organism in Eukaryota, Metazoa, Chordata, Actinopteri, Cypriniformes, Cyprinidae. Gene Ontology annotation, molecular function: calcium ion binding. The transcript is spliced from 10 exons. Bases 110 to 2110 code for a protein of 666 amino acids.